AUCCUCUCUCCAUUUUAUUCCCUGUAAGGACGACCUUCCUGCAGGAUGACCGCGCCUGUAUCCCAAGAAGAACUUCCAAUCCUUGAAUCCGUCAUCAAUCUCCGUAAUCGACUCACUGCUCUCAAGAAAGAUCGAGGAGAAUAUAUCAAGGCUUCGGACGUUAACUCAAUCUACCAAGCAACCAUCAAGCAAGUAACGAAACUGAACGAUGUCCGAGACGAUGACACUGUCUACAAUAACCGCCUUGAUACAACUCUCGCAGAUGUGUUCAAUCUGCUAUCACUCUUCUUCCUCACGAUCGGAAAGACGAAAGAGGCACCAGCAACAUACUCGCAAUUGGCUAGCAUGCGGCAAAUAUUAGACCACAUGAAUGAGUCUGCCGUUUACAACGAAUCCGACCUCGCCCCAUUCACACGACGUCUUGAGCAACUCCGAAAUAUCAUCAAGCAUGACGCGGAGUCUGGGAAACACCCAGUAGCUAUGACCAAGCUGCUUGAGAGACAAUUAGGCGAAUGCGAAUCCAUACUGCGCUCGCUACAAGACUCGCUGGCCGUUCUCUCUGUCGAACUAAUCCCUAUACACGAACGGCUAGUCAACAUCCGACGAAAGCUUGUCGCCUUGGCCGCCAAGGAAGGUUCGCAUAAGGCAGAACUAAAACCCCUUCAGGACGAACUGAGAAAAAUCGACUCUAAACGCGUCGACGGCAAAUUCCUCGGUCCCGGAGGCAUGAUCCCCGCCUCCCAAGCCAUCUGCUCCUCCCUCCUCGAAAAUUGCUUCGAGAUCGCACAGGAGAUCCGAGCACAGGAAGAGUCGAAAAACGUCCCGUCGUCACUCAAGCCGAUACACGAUAGGCUGAGUACGCUCAGAGCGGAACUGGAGGGGCUCGCGUUGACGCAUCGGUGGAGUCUGAGGGAGACGGAUCUGUGGAAUUAUUCGUUGAGUUUGCAGGAGAUAGACAAGAUGAGAAUCGAUGGGAAGUUUGUAGAUUUGGAGGGGAAUCAGCCUGGAGGGCAGUAUGUGUUGUUGUAUCUCCUUCGACGGUGUUAUGGUGUUAUUUAUCGGCUGCUAUCGUCGAGCGAGCCAGUGUCCGAGGAGCUCAUGCCAAUAGCAAACAAACUCUCGACUGUGAAGAAGUGUUUGAACGAAGUCCUCAAAUACGGCGGGCCAUUUAGCCCUCGCGAUCUUUACCCUUAUCAACUAGCGUUAUACCAGAUUGAUUCGAUGCGGAAAGAUGGGAAGUUUAUCGGGGUAGAUGGGACAGUACCGGAGGGCCAGGGCAUUGUCAUGGCCCACUUGAACGAAUGUCAUGAGCUGUUGGAAAUGUUGAAACAGUCCAUGGACGAGAACGAAGAAGAUGAGGACGACUACACCGAAGAAGACGACGAAGAUAACGCGGAAGACGAAUCCGGGUCCGAAGGCUAGCGUGCUCUCCUUCUCCACCCUCUCACCACGUUCGCACGGCCGUUGUGCAUGGCCCAAAGGACCUUGUAACACAACGUGUACAUACCGCCACGAGAAAGGUGGUGCCAUCAUGGUGAUAUUGGGUUUUUUAUUGGAUUGUAGUCGUCGUCGUCGCAAUUGUUUGAUAUAUCGCACAACUUGCUAUCCCAAGAUUCCUUACCUGCCCGUUUCCCCAAACCCCCACCACUUCAGUUUCUUAUGUUCUUCAAUCUCUGUCUGCUCUUGUCCAAGUCUUAGGCUACAUUGUAUUUGUGAAUUACUGUAUAGAAGCGCGGAAACC
This is a messenger RNA of Stereum hirsutum FP-91666 SS1, 1741 nucleotides long. RefSeq lists its product as uncharacterized. The record is from RefSeq and is a predicted model, not a curated record. The transcript is spliced from 11 exons. The coding region runs from base 46 to 1422 and encodes 458 amino acids. Lineage: Eukaryota; Fungi; Basidiomycota; Agaricomycetes; Russulales; Stereaceae. Gene Ontology annotation, cellular component: nucleus; cytoplasm.